ACUGAGCGCCCGCUGACCGACAACGAGGUGUUUGUGUCAUAUCUGGCGAGUCCUAUAAACCCGGCGGACAUUAACACAAUCCAAGGCGUCUAUGCAGUCAAACCCAAACUCCCGGCCAUCGGUGGUAACGAAGGAGUGGCUAAAGUUGUGUCCGUCGGGUCGGCUGUGACUGCCGUCAAAGUAGGCGAUCACGUGAUCCCCAGCGCGUCGUCGAGCGGCACGUGGAGGACGUACGCCAUUAUGGAGGACAAGAAUCUCAUUGUAAUUGAUCCCAAGAUUGAUGUGUUAGCGGCCGCUCAGUUAACUGUCAAUCCGUGUACAGCCUAUCGGAUGCUCAAGGAUUUCAUACCCGUUGCCAAAGGCGAAACUGUGAUCCAAAACGGCGCCAACAGUGCUGUCGGCGUGAAUGUGAUUCAAUUGGCCAAAGAGUGGGGAAUCAAUACGAUUAAUGUUGUGCGACAACGACCCGAUCUCGACCAACUCAAGCACGAGUUGCUCGCUUUGGGCGCCACUCAUGUGAUCACUGAAGAAGAAUUGCGACAGAAAGAUGUGAUGGACGGAGUGUUGAAAGCGGUGCCGAAGCCUCGCCUGGCGUUGAACUGUGUGGGCGGCAAAAACGCCACCGACUGUUUGCGUGUCUUGGACUCCAAGGGAGCGAUGGUUACCUACGGAGGAAUGUCUAAACAGCCACUCAUUAUACCCACCGGUUCUCUCAUAUUUAAAGACCAGCGCUUUUUCGGCUAUUGGAUGACUCGUUGGUAUGCAGACAACGCC
Medioppia subpectinata is the source of this 774-nucleotide messenger RNA. Lineage: Eukaryota; Metazoa; Arthropoda; Arachnida; Sarcoptiformes; Oppiidae. The record is from the annotation of a GenBank genome assembly.